AUGUUAUUUGCCGUAGAAGGGGGAGGAUUUUUCUCUACAUCAGCUUCCGGAUAUAGUAAGGGCCUGAGCCUCCUUCUGUCGGGCAACAAAAACGAGGACAAGCCCAUGAGAGUGGCGCCGUGGACUCAGUACCAGUUGGUGGACCAAGAAAUCAAUCCCAAUCUCCAGCUGGCGCCUGGCAAGAAACGCCUCGUCCGCAGGUGCGCCUCUUUCGUGUGCUUCGGCCGAGCCGCUGUCACUGGACCUGAAGGCCCAUCCCAGCUGAAUGUGGGACCCACCAAGAACCGAGAAUUCCAGCAAGGAUCUCGGGAGCGUGAUGGGAUUAAAGAUGCAGCUCAUUCGGUUGAUCGUACUGUUAAUGGUGAUAACAAUGGGCAGAUAGGCAUUAGUCGUAAGAGUAGCUUGAAGAGAUCAGCAGACAUUGCAGGCACUAUUGUUGGUGAUGGCAGCUGUGGAAAUAGCACCAAGCUUGAUUCGUCAUGUGAAAGGGACAGUGAUGCCACUUGUCAAAUGGAAAGGAGGAAAGUUCAGUGGACAGAUGCAGUUGGUGGAGAACUUUUUGAGAUUCGAGAGUUCGAGAUGAGUGAAGAUGGAUCAGAUGAUGAAUUUGAUCAUGCGAACGAGAAGACGUGUGCGUGCAGGAUAAUGUAG
Molecule: messenger RNA, 651 nt
Organism: Striga hermonthica
Lineage: Eukaryota; Viridiplantae; Streptophyta; Magnoliopsida; Lamiales; Orobanchaceae
Source: the annotation of a GenBank genome assembly